AUGAGCCGUCCGCUCCUGUGCCUGUGUCUGACCGCACCCACGUUGGCCGAGAACCUGGCACAGGUGCGGCGCUGCCACAAUCUGGUGGAUAUGGUCGAGUUGCGCGUGGAUCUGCUGCACCCGUCGCAGUGGCCGGGCAUCGCGCGCUUUCCAUUGGAGUGUCCGCUGCCGGCACUGUGUACCGUCCGCCGGCGCCCCGACGGCGGGAGUUGGCGGGCACCUGAAACGACGCGCCGGCGGCUGCUGCAGGAGGCCGCCGGCGCCGGUUACCGUUACCUGGACCUGGAGGCGGAUCUCCCCACCGGCGCGGUGGCGCUGCCGCGGCGCGGCCCGCGGGUAAUCCGCUCGCUGCACGAUUUGAACGGAACGCCGGCCAAUCUGGAAACGCUGUUGCGCGGGUUGGCGCGCAGUGCGCGGGAGAUCCCCAAGCUGGCCGUCACGCCGCACGGUGUCGGCGACCUGGCGCGCAUCGUAACCGCCGCCCGUGCCGUGCCGGCGCCCCGCAUCGUCCUCGGCAUGGGAGACUACGGCCUGCCGAGCCGGCUGUUGGCGGCGCGUGUUGGAUCCUGGCUGACCUUUACCUCGGCUACUUCGGGGGGGCUGCGCAUAGCGCGGCGCCGGGACAGCUCGAUCCAUUGA
Messenger RNA from Geodia barretti, 639 nucleotides. NCBI's taxonomy places the organism in Eukaryota, Metazoa, Porifera, Demospongiae, Tetractinellida, Geodiidae. The record is from the annotation of a GenBank genome assembly.